Sinocyclocheilus grahami is the source of this 921-nucleotide messenger RNA. It is a transcript of the gene dcun1d2a, whose product is annotated as DCN1, defective in cullin neddylation 1, domain containing 2a. Lineage: Eukaryota; Metazoa; Chordata; Actinopteri; Cypriniformes; Cyprinidae. The transcript has 8 exons. Gene Ontology annotation, biological process: protein neddylation. The record is from RefSeq and is a predicted model, not a curated record. Gene Ontology annotation, molecular function: ubiquitin-like protein binding; cullin family protein binding; ubiquitin conjugating enzyme binding. Gene Ontology annotation, cellular component: ubiquitin ligase complex. The coding region runs from base 114 to 899 and encodes 261 amino acids.
GUAUCAAUUUGGUCAAAAAGCGGGUGAUAAAAUGGGGCCUCUGGGACCCCAGACAACCAGGCAGUCAAUAAUGUCAGCAGAACAGGAGGGUUACAUCCAUACCCAGCUAUGAAAUGUCAAACCAUAAACUAAAAUCCUCCCAAAAGGACAAGGUACGGCAGUUCAUGUCCUUUACUCAAGCCGGGGAGAAGACCGCAGUAUACUGUCUCACUCAAAAUGACUGGAAACUAGAGGUGGCCACGGACAACUACUUUCAGAACCCAGAUUUGUACCACAAGGAAUCCAUGAAAAGCUCAGUGGACCGAAAAAAGCUGGAGCAGCUUUACAAUCGAUAUAAAGAUCCCCAGGAUGAGAAUAAGAUUGGGAUCGAUGGAAUUCAACAGUUCUGUGAUGACCUCAAUCUGGAUCCGGCCAGCAUCAGUGUUCUGGUUGUGGCAUGGAAAUUCCGUGCAGCAACACAGUGUGAAUUCAGCAAGAAAGAGUUCAUUGAUGGCAUGACAGAGCUGGGGUGUGACAGUCCGGAGAAGCUUCGAGCUCUUCUGCCCAGAUUAGAACAGGAUCUGAAAGACAGCGGAAAGUUCAAAGACUUCUACCAGUUCACCUUCAACUUUGCCAAGAAUCCUGGACAAAAAGGUUUAGAUUUAGAGAUGGCAGUAGCAUAUUGGAACCUGGUUCUGGUUGGACGUUUUAAGUUCCUAGACCUCUGGAACAGAUUUUUAUUGGAGCAUCAUAAGCGAUCAAUUCCCAAAGACACAUGGAACUUACUCCUGGAUUUCGGCAACGUGAUUGCAGAUGACAUGUCAAACUAUGAUGAAGAAGGAGCAUGGCCUGUUCUCAUCGACGACUUUGUGGAAUACGCUCGGCCAAUCGUGACAGGAUCAAAACGCAAAACUGUAUAGUAACACUGCCCCUGGGCGAGAA